UACAAAAUCAUCGAAGGGAUUACGUUCUCGGCCAAUGAAAAGUCUCCACGUUAAAGCGUUGUCCGCGUGGUUGAUCUGAGUGUAUACUCGAUCAUUUGGUAGAGAUAUAUUCACAAAUUCCCCAAGUGUUCAGUCAAAUAUGAAGUUGUUGCGCAGCCUAUUGUUGGUGACAUUGCUGGGGUUGUUGUUAAUACAACUUGUCCACUGCGAGGAAGCUGUUGAGGACGAAGAUGAAGAAGAUGAUGAUGGAACUGUAGAAGAAGAAGAUGAUACUACAGAGGAACCAAGGGAAAAGCCUCACUACAAAAAACCAGAACUCAAAGGAAGUCAGUUCUUUGUUGAGCCCUUCGAUAACAAAGCAGACUCUAUGAAGAGAUGGGUUCCUUCUCAGGCCAAGAAGGGAGGAGUAGAGGAAGACCUUGCCAAGUAUGAUGGAAAAUGGUCUUUUGAGGAGCCAAAGGAAAGUCCACUUAUUGGGGAUCUUGGUCUUAUUCUCACUUCACGAGCCAAGCAUCAUGCUAUUUCUGCCCAUCUCAACAAACCAUUUGUGUUUAGGGACAAGCCCCUAAUAGCACAAUACGAGGUGCGGUUUCAAAAUGGCAUGGACUGUGGGGGAGCGUAUGUCAAACUGCUGUCACAGCAACAAAACCUUGAUUUGAAAGCCUUCCAUGACAAGACACCCUAUACUAUCAUGUUUGGGCCAGACAAAUGUGGCCUGGAUCACAAGCUUCACUUCAUCUUCCGACACAAGAACCCCAAGACUGGUGAAGUUGAGGAGAAGCAUGCUAAGAAGCCGUCUGGCAAUCUGGAUAGUUACUUCACAGACAAGAAGACCCACUUGUUCACACUCGUUGUGAAUCCUGACAACAGUUUUGAGUUCCUCAUCGACAACACUGUGGUCAACCAAGGAAGCCUCUUAGAAGAUGUCAGCCCUCCAGUGAACCCCCCUAAAGAAAUUGAGGAUCCCAAUGACAAGAAGCCAGCUGACUGGGAUGAGCGAGAGAAAAUCCCUGACCCUGAUGCAUCCAAGCCAGAUGAUUGGGAUGAGUCGGAGCCUGAAAUGAUCCCUGACCCUGAUGGAGUGAAGCCUGAUGGCUGGUUGGAUGACGAACCCCUCUUGGUGCCCGACCCAGCAGCAGACAAACCCGAAGACUGGGAUGAUGACAUGGACGGCGAGUGGGAGGCACCUCUUGUAGAUAACCCCAAGUGCAAGGAAGCAGCAGGGUGCGGAGACUGGCAUCCUGAGAACAUCAAGAACCCUAACCACAAAGGCAAAUGGUCGGCGCCAAUGAUUGACAACCCCAGCUACAAGGGCAUCUGGAAACCUCAGGUCAUUCCCAACCCAAACUACUUCGAAGACGUGCAGCCGUUUAAGAUGACCCCAAUUAGUGCUGUUGGUCUGGAGUUGUGGUCUAUGAGUGAUGGCAUCGUGUUCGACAACUUCCUCAUCACAGAUGAUCGACUUGUUGCAGAGCAGUAUGCAGAACAAACAUGGGUUUUGAAAAAUAUCGAAGAGAAGGCAUCUUCCUCUUCCGGGGGAUUUUGGACCACACUGAAGUCUGCGGCUGAUGACCGCCCCUGGCUGUGGGCCGUGUACGUGGUGGUCCUCCUGAUGCCUAUCGUGCUGCUGUCUAUAUGCUUGUGCCCUAAGUCAGGGCCGGUCAAGCCUGAAGAUAUCGAUGCCCAGAGAAAGAAAACCGACGAGCCGUCACCUGAUGAUGAGGAGGAGAAAGAAGAUACAACAGAGUCCUCUGGUGACAAGAAGUCAGUCGGCCCAGGGGGAGAUAACAAAGGGAAAACAUCAAAGUCAGAUUUAAAUGCAGCAGCAGAUGAAGAAGAUGAUGGUGAUGAUGAUGAUGAUGAAGAUGCAGAUGAAGAAGGAGAAAGUGAUGAAGUGAAAGAAGAAAACAAAUCUAGCUCACCUAAGAAAUCCCCAAGGAGGAGAAAGGCCCGCAAAGAAUAAAUCCAAGUCAUGUAACUAUUUUAUGCAUUUUACUGUGUACAAGGACUGAGUGAUGCCAAAAGCUUGAAUGUGACGAUGCCUGGGAUCUCUUUGUUCACAAGUCGAACUGGUGGAGGCACUGAUGGGAACAUCUGGCCUUGACCUUUGUCCUGACCUUCCUGUGGGUCAUGUUAGGAAGAUUACUCCAGUAUGGACAGACUGGAGAUGAAAUGCCACUUCGAACACCACCUACAGUAACAUGUAUUAAUCCUAUUUGUCAAUUCUUGGAAUAUUAUGUUACCCGUCAGAAAGUUUAAGAUAAUUUAAAUAUUUUUUAGUCUUAUUCAAUUUUUAUUAACCAAGAAGAAUGAAGAAUUCCUGAACUGUCAGUGCAUCUAACAGGUUCAGAGUUGUCAUGUUGUCUCCUUGGCUGAGGUAUCGGGAACAAGUGUCAAGUGAGAGCUGUGCAUCUGUUUCGCAUCUGCUGCAAUCUGGCUGCUUACAGCUGAACACGUCAGCAAUCCAAAGCUGCUUGUUAUUUACAGUGUUACUGUGUGAAGCAUGGGACAGUAACAAAGUAUGAUAGUUCCAACUUUUAUCCCCUGUGACAUAGUAUAGCUCUGUUUAUGUCACUUACAUUUAAUUCAGUUCGUGUUUGGUUUGGAUUAAAUAAAUACAUGCUGUGAGGUUCUAAUAGAAGAUUACUAUUUGAUACAUUUUUUAAAAUCAAACUAAAAAUACAGGGUAAUAUUUGUAUUUUCAAGUCAAUAAAACUUAAGUAUUGACACCAAAGAUAGGGAUGUUAGCUAUUGUAUCUGAAUCACAAGUUUAUGAAAUUCCUUCAAAGACCUUCUAAGACACCAGUUGUGUGAAUAUUGGGGAGUCCUUGUGGGCAUUCUGUGACCUGAACUUAGUUUGUCCCCCCAGGAGAUGGAUGUCCUCGUGUCAGAGAAUCCAUCACCAUGGGCCCUCAAGAGUUGAGCUAUUUCAGUGGCAUUUAGAAGCUGUAGUAUCAAGGACAGGAUUUACCUUUGGAUCGUAACUUCUUGUUUCUUUCAAUACAAGGUUGAGUACGAACACUGUACUUCUAUCAAGCAAGUGUAAUACUUGCUGAGAGGAGGUGCUAGGAUCUGUACUGACACACUGCAUAGGAGGGAAAACAAGUUGGAAUCCAAAAGGUGAUCCUGGUUGGGGCCAUGAAUCGUCUAUUGUGUCCCGUUUCAUUGCUACUCUGUUUAUUUGUUGCCCUUCUGUAAGUGGAGUUUGGACAAUAUCCUGUAUAUAUAUUAACCCAGUGUGAUAUUGGUGUGGACAAGAUAAUAUAGGGGGAGAUUUGUAAUAUGACUGCAUGUGUGUUAAGAUGGACUCACUGUGGACAUCCCUCAAGGUCGUAUUGAAGUUCAGACAACAUGUUUAACAAUGCAUUAAACUUAAGUAAAAACUCAAGUAAGAGCUGCCAUAACGGGCUUAAUCUAGGUGCAUUGCCUGAUAUUUACGCCAUGAUAGUAUCUCCAUACUUUUACACUGACUAAUGACGGUCUUUCAGUGAUAGAAACUAACAGUUUUAGUCCACUGGUCCUUAUAACAUAUAGCAGAACCCUUAAAAUGGCAAAUUUCUACGAGUCCUUAUGAUGUCUUAACUAAUGGGCAGUUUGGCAGGGACUAUAGGACUAGUGCCAAUUUCUAUCGCUGUCUUUGCACUAAGAUUCCUUUAGAACAGGACUCUGGUAACUUGCCUCAUAAAACUGAAAUUUUCAAUCUAGCAAUAAUUUGUUACCCAACAUUGAAAGAUUCCUUCAAGACACCAAUGACAGUGUGUAGAUCUUGAAACGGGUAGUGCCUAGCUGAACAUAUAAAUGUUGUCAUAUUGUCACAGAGAUUAUGCCAUCCAAGAAAACUGGCUCCUCAUAAGAUGAUGUUUCAACUUGUUGCUUCUAGAAGCGAUGUCUGAUGACAUGCACCAGGUAGUAGUUCAAUUGUAGAUAGAUCAUACUAAAGUCAUUCCUUGCACACACAUGUGUACUGAUAAUACUGCAGUAUUAUGACUGUAUUGCGGGCUUGCCUGCCACCAAAUUCGACAUCAUUGUACACAAGCCUUCAUGUUCUAUUCUACCUGAGUUACCUGUAAAUGCCCUCGUUAACCACAAAGCUUGGAUUCCACAGGUGUGUCAUCCGGUGGUCAUGUGAUGAAUCCAGUAGGGGUGAAACGAUACAUCGGUGCAUCGUGAAUUUUCAUGUGACGAUACUUUACACAAUACGUUGGUUUUUUUCUGUAUCGAUACAAGAUGAAAACACUUGCUGAAAUAAAUGACUCACUAUUUGUACCCCUGGCGUUUUUGUCAGUCAUAUAUGGCAGGAUGUGUUGUAAUAAGCGUUUAAGUUCACUACUGAAAAAAAGCCGCUACGAACAUGUCUACUGCUCGGUUUUCCUUUUGAAACUG
Messenger RNA from Haliotis rufescens (red abalone), 4383 nucleotides. RefSeq names its product calnexin-like. The transcript is spliced from 22 exons. The record is from RefSeq and is a predicted model, not a curated record. Gene Ontology annotation, molecular function: calcium ion binding. Gene Ontology annotation, cellular component: endoplasmic reticulum; endoplasmic reticulum membrane. Gene Ontology annotation, biological process: protein folding. Bases 140 to 1963 code for a protein of 607 amino acids. Lineage: Eukaryota; Metazoa; Mollusca; Gastropoda; Lepetellida; Haliotidae.